Messenger RNA from Caenorhabditis remanei, 738 nucleotides. RefSeq lists its product as uncharacterized. Bases 1 to 738 code for a protein of 245 amino acids. The transcript is spliced from 6 exons. The record is from RefSeq and is a predicted model, not a curated record. NCBI's taxonomy places the organism in Eukaryota, Metazoa, Nematoda, Chromadorea, Rhabditida, Rhabditidae.
AUGACGAAUACAGGACGGAGAACGUCUUCUGUCACUGCUCAGAUUACACGUCAAGCAAGACGCUUCUCAACAGCCAUCGCCCCAACACUUACCAAAAUAGAGGCAGUCCACAUUCUGCAGAAAUUGGAUGAAGUUCGAGUGAAAAUGAAUGAUGUGGCACAGUUGCAAGGGGCUAUCGAACACUAUGUUCUCCGCAAUUCUGCCCAAUUCGAUCCAGUUGAAUUGGAUAUUAUCAAUAAGGAGGGAUUCCGGAUCAUGCAAGCAAGUGUCUACCCAGAUGAAAUAGUUCUCCAAGAAGGAAGCAAAAAGAUAUGUGAAGUCACUUUAAUCGAUACAGAGGAUACAAGUAGUCUUCUUAAAAUCAAGCAUCCAGUAUCUGGAAUGACAGUUUAUGAGUUACGCGAACUCGGCGGUACUAUUCUUAUUCAGACGAAUACCGAUGAGUUGAAGGGUGCCCGAGUGAUGACACAGACAUCUGGAUUAAGCAGUCUAUUCUUGAACUGUGGAUGUACAUUCAGUAAGGAGACCUGGUCGGUUUUGACUCAAGACAAGAUUAUGGCAACUGUUAGACCAAAUCGUUCUUUUUGGUCAGAGAAUGAGAUUAAAAUCGACUGGGAUCCAAAUUGUGAGAAUGAACUUCGUCUCAUCUCACUUGUUUUCGGAAUCGGGCAAAUGGUUCGUGUCGCUUUCCCACAACUAUUCCAUAUCGUCAAGGAGUUCCGUCAACGUAAUCAGUGA